Trichoplusia ni (cabbage looper) is the source of this 1429-nucleotide messenger RNA. RefSeq lists its product as uncharacterized. The transcript is spliced from 5 exons. NCBI's taxonomy places the organism in Eukaryota, Metazoa, Arthropoda, Insecta, Lepidoptera, Noctuidae. Bases 20 to 709 code for a protein of 229 amino acids. The record is from RefSeq and is a predicted model, not a curated record.
AUGAUUGACGCGGCCAACCAUGGUACGAGAUGUGCCUACACUUAUACUGCUAUUGUUGUUAGUCGAGCUGGCCACGGGGUUUGUAUUUAAAGAUAGAGCGAAUUUCUCGUCCGAAGAGGAGGGAAAGAAUGAAGUGAUUCCAGGGUUCAGAAGGCAAGGAAAGAAAAACUCACCGUCCACCUCGUCAGAGGGGAACAGGAAAGGUUCAUCUGGUGGUGGCGCAGCAUCAGCCGAGUCUCUGGGACAAGAGUUCUCCGGGGCCACAUCAACAGAUACUGAUGAAAAGAAACGUACAAAGAAAGAGAGAGCGCCGAAAUCAACUGAAGAGCGCAAGGGAUGGCGAAAAUGGCAUCGCAAAUGUACACAAUGCCCAGCAGACAUGAGGAAAAAGUGGCGAGACCCUUCCAUCGCCUGGAUCUGCGGCGCGUACCAGCGAGCCAGGAGGUCCUUCAAGAGUCCCUGCAUGAUGUACCUGAGGAACUGCCAGGAUGGCACCAUGUUCGUAAAGAUCGCUGACCACCGAUGUCCGAACGCGUCAGGGCAAGUGUUACCGCACGGAGAACAUUUCUUCUAUGACUACGAGGUGGUACUGACGGAUGACGACGCGAAAUCUGAUGAUGCAGAGGCCUCCACCGCCGAGAAAUCUGAAUCGUCAUCAUGGGAUGCCUCCAGAAUCAGAAAAAUACCACCCCCACCAGCUGAAAUAUAAACAUCCCCAAACUAUUGCGUAUUUAUUCAAAUGUCGAAAUAACAGUUCAUAUCAUACAUUACCGCUUAUGUUUUAAAUAAUAAUUGUAUCGUUGAAUAAAUCGCGCGAUGUAUUUGAUGUAGUGCACGUUUAUCGACGGAAUAUAGAUUUUCGUUACAUAUUUGAGAGGCCUACAAUAUCAUGCGUAGACGAAAAACUUCAUAAAUCAAGUUCCAUUAUCUUACACAAGAUCAUAAAUCCACAGAGCGUCAUAGGAACAUUAAUCGUUCUGUGCUAGCAAUUUGUCAUGCAGACAGACAGACGGACAAGUAUGUGAUGAGACAUCGAAUAUACUGCGCUGUGACAACAUACACAUCAUCGUUAUUACGUUAGCGAUAGAGUAUAUUAUCCCGUGACUCAAUCGUGUUAUCAACUUAGUGCUUAAAGGAAGAUACAAUGACAACUAAGCGGUUCUACAGACUUUAUGGCGUUGACAUAAGGGUUAUUUUGGUUUGUAUUUCUGAAGAUUCCAAUGGCACCCGAAAGCGUUUUUAAUGGAUCAUUUUCUAGUUUCACAAGGGUUGAAACGCUAUUGAAUUGUUGCAACGGAUGAUUUUGGUUCUCGCACUUCAACCACCUAUAUCUUUAGAUCUAGAUAAAGCAAGUGAUUUUAUUAGACUGCAUAGGUUUUCAACCCCUACAUGAAAAAUAUUUCAACCCGUUAAUCCUUUGCAACAUAAU